AAAGCGUACUCUUGGAAAGGAAAUUUAAACCGACACCUUAACUUUGAGUGCGGUAAAGAGCGUAGAUUCAACUGUCCUCAUUGUUCAUUAGCAUUUACUCGAAAGAGUAGUAUGAUUCGACACAUGUCAAUAUGUCAAGUUUCUGAUGCCUCCUAAAAAGGAUUAUGCUGAAGAUGAUAAUUCCCAUGAUGGGAUUGUAGCUGCAUUACACCUUGUACAGACCAACUGUAACAACCAAGGCAACUUUUCAUGCCCUAACUGUACUCGAGUUUAUCAGAGGAGAACCACAUUGAACCGUCAUCUUAGAUUGGAAUGUGGCAUGACGCCUCAGUUCCCCUGUCCAUUUUGUAAUCACCGAUCAAAACGAAAGCAUGACCUUUUGUACCAUGUCCGCUCACGCCACAAUGAAAUGCAUUGGAAUGGCUCAUAGUAGAUGUGUUACUAUCUGUUUGCAAUGAAAGAAUGGGUGUGUAGUUGAAUCCAGAUCUUAGAUUGAGUGCUUUAUUUUUCUAAUUGCCUUUACUUGAUCUUUGAAUUAAUCUAAACAAGCUCAAUCUGAAGUUUACUUCCCCCUUUAAAGCUGUGGGAAAUUUCAGAAAGACGUGCAGUCAGAUUUUUAGUAUUUUGGUAUAUUUUGUGAGACAUGCAAAUGCAUUUAAAUUUUGAUCAAUAUUUCAAACAAUUUCAUUGUUGCAAAAAUGCUGUUUGAGAGCUUCGAUAGCCUUCUCUCUUUUCUUUCUUCUCAAUGAAAGCAUAUGUGAUAUGUAAAUGUAGUUGGUAAUCUAUGUCAAAAAGAGUUAAUUAAUUAAAAGUUUAAGAUUCACAUUUUACGUCUGUUAAAUAGGAAUCUGUUAAGAAGUCACAUUUACCUUUGGCAUGGAUUUCUUUUUGCAACUGUGGCACAAGGACCGGUCCAGUAAAGUGUAUGAAAACUAGUUGAAAUUUGUUGGUAAUAAAUGAUGUGUUGUACUGUUCCCAUUA
Molecule: messenger RNA, 981 nt
Organism: Thrips palmi
Lineage: Eukaryota; Metazoa; Arthropoda; Insecta; Thysanoptera; Thripidae
Product: longitudinals lacking protein, isoforms A/B/D/L-like
Exons: 2
Coding region: 146-430 (94 amino acids)
Source: RefSeq, a predicted model, not a curated record